Molecule: messenger RNA, 2461 nt
Organism: Symphalangus syndactylus (siamang)
Lineage: Eukaryota; Metazoa; Chordata; Mammalia; Primates; Hylobatidae
Gene: SLC22A14
Product: solute carrier family 22 member 14
Biological process (GO): transmembrane transport
Cellular component (GO): membrane
Molecular function (GO): transmembrane transporter activity
Source: RefSeq, a predicted model, not a curated record
CCUGGCUUUGGCUUGUGGUCCUGCCUCCAGGGAGGCAGGGCCGGGAGGGUGUGGAGGGUGGAAAUUACGAUGACACUUGGCAAUUGUGCGGCCGCGUUCUCAGCACAGGUGUGGACAGGAGCCUGCCUGGGCCUGUUUGGCUGUGGGGAAUCUGUGGAAGGAGCGGGCUGCCCUCCCAGAAAGCAAAUUUGGCUGGGUUAAGAGUUGCACAAGUGCACAGUCGCAGCACUGGACCUUCAAGUAAUAGAGCCUGAUAUUCAAGCAAAAGGUUGUCUGACAGCCACAAGUCUCCUUUAGCAAUGGCAGGAGAGGGGAACUUCAAGGAAGAGCUCAGAUCCCAGGAUGCUUCCAGGAACUUGAACCAGCAUGAGACAGCAGGACAUCCACAUUCCCGGUCUCUGGAGAUGCUGUUACACAGAUUGAGGGCUGUCCACACCAAGCAGGAUGACAAGUUUGCCAACCUCCUGGAUGCGGUGGGGGAGUUUGGCACAUUCCAGCAGAGGCUAGUGGCCCUCACCUUUAUCCCCAGCAUCAUGUCGGCCUUCUUCAUGUUUGCUGACCACUUCGUGUUCACAGCCCAGAAGCCCUAUUGCAAUACCAGCUGGAUCCUGGCAGUGGGUCCCCACCUGUCCGAAGCUCAGCAGCUGAAUCUGACCAUACCCCAAGCACCCAAUGGCAGUUUCCUGACAUGCCUCAUGUACCUUCCUGUGCCUUGGAAUCUGGAUUCUAUCAUCCAGUUUGGCCUCAAUGACACAGACACAUGCCAAGAUGGGUGGAUCUAUCCUGCCGCUAAGAAGCGAUCACUGAUCAAUGAGUUUGACUUGGUAUGUGGCAUGGAGACGAAGAAGGACACUGCACAGAUCAUGUUCAUGGCAGGGCUCCUGAUAGGCUCUCUCAUCUUUGGGCUCAUAACUGACAAGAUGGGCCGCUACCCUGCCAUCCUGCUAUCACUGCUGGGGCUGAUCCUCUUCGGCUUUGGGACAGCCUUCGUGAACAGCUUUCACCUGUAUUUGUUGUUUCGCUUUGGCAUCUCGCAGUCAGUGGUGGGCUACGCCAUCAGCAGCAUUUCUUUGGCCACUGAGUGGUUAGUGGGUGAGCACCGGACCCACGCCAUUAUCCUGGAACACUGCCUUUUUGCUGUUGGGUCCAUGUUGCUGACGGGGAUCGCCUACAGUCUUCCCCACUGGCGGCUGCUGUUUCUGGUGGGUGGGGUACUUGCGAUCCCCCUCAUCUCCUAUGUCUGGAUUCUCCCGGAGUCCCCGCGGUGGCUGAUGAUGAAAGGGAAGGUGAAGGAGGCCAAGCAGGUGCUGUGCUAUGCCGCAAGUGUGAACAAGAAGACCAUUCCUUCAAAUCUGCUGGACGAGCUGCAGCUGCCCAGAAAGAAGGUGACUCGGGCCUCUGUCCUGGACUUCUGUAAGAAUAGGCAGCUCUGCAAGGUGACCUUGGUGAUGAGCUGCGUGUGGUUUACCAUCAGUUACACCUAUUUUACAUUGAGCCUGAGAAUGAGAGAGCUGGGCAUGAGCGUCCACUUCAGACACAUGGUCCCUAGCAUCAUGGAGGUGCCUGCCCGGCUGUGCUGCAUCUUUAUCCUCCAGCAGAUUGGGAGGAAGUGGAGCCUAGCUGUGACUCUCCUCCAAGCCAUCAUCUGGUGCUUGCUUCUCCUUUUCCUCCCUGAAGGGGAGGAUGGCCUCAGACUCAAGUGGCCACGUUUUCUGGCCACAGAGCUGAAAUCCGUGACGAUCUGGGUGCUCACACUCGGAGAGUUCAGCCUGGCCGCCACUGUCACUGUGUUCUUCCUCUACACCGCCGAACUUCUCCCCACCGUGCUCAGGGCAACAGGUCUGGGGCUGGUGUCUCUGGCCUCAGCAGCUGGAGCCAUCUUGUCCCUGACAAUCAUCAGCCAGACCCCCUCCCUCCUGCCCAUCUUUCUCUGCUGCGUCUUAGCCAUUGUGGCCUUUUCCCUCUCCUCCCUGCUGCCGGAAACGCGAGAUCAGCCCCUCUCCGACAGUCUGGACCAUUCGUCACAGAUGAGCUUCCAGAAAGAUGUGGCCCUGGACUUAUCCUCUGAUGGCUCUUUCCGGAAUAAGGUCAAGGACAUGACGACUGAGGAUACAUCAUCUGAUGAUAUGUCUGAGGAAGCAGCCAAGAAUGUCAUUCUCAAUGCCCAGAUCCUGAGAUUGGACCCAUACCCUGUCUCCAACCCUGCCUUGAAGCAAUUCAAUAAAGAGGAAGCAAACAGCCAGGCUCCCUGAGGGCCAGGCCCCCAGACCAUCUUGGGUUGGAAUUGAGUGGCCAAGUAUGGGGUCGUGGAUUCCAGGCCACAAAUUCCAGGCCUAGUUCAGUCUGGGGGCAGGGUCAGUCAUGCUCCCGGGCCAGCCCUUGACAUUAAAAAAAAAUGCCCCCCCCUUCUGCAGGAGCUCUGCUGUGAUUCAUUCCAAUAAAGGUACAAUGUUGGUCUUGA